UCGUCUUCCACCAGGCAUUAUUCCUGUUUACCGGCUUUUAUCAAUCCAUUGCCGCACAAUACUUAUAUUAUCAAGGAGCUGCCACUGGGACAAGCCUUCUUACAAACACCGCACAAUAUGUGGGUAUGGCGUCAGUUGGGUUCUUACUUCUUCCCGGAUGGUGGGCAAAGAGGAAAAGACGUAGAGUUAUCAUUGAGGGAUCGAACGAACUGGAAUUCGACCUGCUGGAUAUAGACCAUAAGAAAACGCGAUCGCAGAACGAUUAUCAGCUAAUAUCAAAUGUUGCUGAUGAGGAAACUUUGGCGGACGACGCGUCAAUGUUAGGCUCAACCAAACUAUCAGAGCUUAAGGAAUUUAUAAACUAUAAAUUUAUCUUUGCCGCCUCGCUUCUGGACAUAAUAGCAAAUUUCACGUUAACGAUAGGCUUUUUCUAUGUUGGAAGUGGAAUGUUUCAAGUAAUUUACAGUUCUGUGGUUGUGUGGUGUGCCGUACUUUCAUUUCUUUUUCUUGGACGGAAACUUUCUUUGUUGCAAUCAUUAUCUAUUAUCGGUGUAUUCUUCGGACUUGCACUUAGUGCCUUAGGAGUCUCUCAGGAUUCUGAUCAUGAAGCGCCACCUCCAGCCACAUCAACUGGCCCAGCCCUGCUUCAUUCCUUUAACAUGUCCUCAACGAUGUUUGGAAUGCUUUUGACGUCGAUUGCAACAUUCGGAUACGCCUGCGUAUAUGUUGUUACUGACCAAUUGGUGUCGAUCCGAACUCCAAAUACACUGCCACUGAAUCCUGAGAAAGCAUGCUUUCUCGUGGGAAGUGGCUGUACCGGAUUAUCUUUGAUGUAUAUUACUCUCUACACCAUACCUAAUUGGGAUAAACUAGUCACUCAAGAAAUGGCCAAGAAAGUUCCUCAUGCUAGCGACUUUAUUAUUGUUUUGACAUAUUUGGUGCUUAUAGUAGCAUCAUUUGUUCAUAACUUUGCUUAUUACUGGCUAAUGAAGAGGCUCGGCAAUGUUUCCACGGGAUUACUAAAUUCCAUAAGAGCGAUCGUAGUAUUUGGACUAAGUCACAUAUUAUUUUGCGGCAUUGACUCAGGUCAAUGUUUUAAUGUCUGGAAAGGAUGGAGUACAAUUGUGGUGAUCGGUUUUGUAACA
Messenger RNA from Acaulospora morrowiae, 1145 nucleotides. The record is from the annotation of a GenBank genome assembly. Lineage: Eukaryota; Fungi; Glomeromycota; Glomeromycetes; Diversisporales; Acaulosporaceae.